Messenger RNA from Miscanthus lutarioriparius, 228 nucleotides. NCBI's taxonomy places the organism in Eukaryota, Viridiplantae, Streptophyta, Magnoliopsida, Poales, Poaceae. The record is from the annotation of a GenBank genome assembly.
AUGGCGUGCGAGCGGCUCAUGGUGUGCACCGUAGAGUAUGACUUCCUGAGGUGGUGCGGCCGAGCGUACGCAGAGGUGGUGGCUGAGGCGAGGGUCGCCGAGGGGCAGGGAGCGGUGGAGCUGCUGGAGACGGAGGGUGAGGGUCACGUCUUCUAUAUCUCCAAGCCCAAAAGUGACAAAGCCAAGGCCAUGCUCGACAGAAUCGUCUCCUCUGUCAACGGUCCGUGA